Molecule: messenger RNA, 7523 nt
Organism: Lytechinus variegatus (green sea urchin)
Lineage: Eukaryota; Metazoa; Echinodermata; Echinoidea; Temnopleuroida; Toxopneustidae
Product: protein MON2 homolog
Exons: 34
Coding region: 49-5418 (1789 amino acids)
Source: RefSeq, a predicted model, not a curated record
UAAAGGAUUGGAAGUGAUUGAACCAGGUGUAUGUAAAGAGCAUUCAAAAUGACUUCAGAUUCAGCGAUUGCAAAGAGGCUGGUGGAAAACUUGCAGACUGAUCUGAGAGCACUCUUUAAUGAAACAAAGAGAAAAUAUCCACCUGUCAAAGAGGCUGCAGAGGCUGAUAUCUUGAAAAUCAGGACUAUAGUUGCAAGAAGCAAAGAUGUUAUUCCUGCUAUGGUCACAAACAGUGGGGAAAUCCUGCAGCCAUUUCUACUCGGAUGUGACACCAAAAAUCUGCGGAUUGUUCAGCUUUGUCUUGGCUCUGUUCAGCGCCUUAUCACACAUGAGGCCUUAUCAGCUUCUGCAGCAGGUAAUGUGAUUAAUAUGCUAUGGGGUUUAAUGGAGUGUGGUAUGGAGGAUCUAAAGGUCCUACAGACAACCCUGGUUAUCCUCACAACCAAUACUAUCGUCAGGGGACCAGCUUUAGCAAAGGCUGUUGUGGUGUGCUUCCGACUGCAUUUUUCAAAGGACAAUACAACAAGUAACACAGCUUCUGCCAUUGUCCAGCAAGUUAUUUCUAUUGUCUUUGAGAGGGUUCUUGCUGAAGAUGAAGCAAAUGCAGAUGGUUCUGAGGUUGGAGUGGAUGAAGAACAACUCAAGAUAAGUUUGGGCAAUCGAGAAGCCCCCAAGUCACUAAGGCCUUGUGCUACAGAUGCGUAUAUGCUGUUUCAGGAUCUGUGUAAUCUAGUGAAUGGAGACCCACCAUGUUGGUUGCAGGGUAUGACUACAAUGACCAAGAAGUUUGGUUUAGAGCUCCUAGAGUCUGUACUAAAUAGCUUCCCUCAAGUGUUCCUCAGGCACACAGAAUUCAGUUUCCUCCUGAAGGAGCGAGUAUGCCCCCUCCUGAUCAAGCUCUUCUCCCCAAGCUUGAAGCAUCGUCAGGGAUUAUCAGCCCCUACUGCACCUGCCAACCCACCAGAGAAACCCACCUUCCAUAUGAGCCUCAGGCUACUCAGAGUGGUGUCUGUCGUCAUCAACAAGUACUACUCACUCCUUAUGACAGAAUGUGAGAUAUUUCUCUCAUUAUUGGUGAAAUUCAUGGAAGGGGAUAAACCACUAUGGCAAAGAGUCAUGGCAUUAGAAGUCUUACACAAGAUUUGUUCACAAUCCAAGCUUUUAAGAAUGUUCUGUCAGUCCUAUGACAUGAAACCUCAUUCAACCAAGAUCUUUGCCAACAUAGUGAAUGCCCUUGGCGUGUUCACACAGUCUCUCUUCAUGAACCCUACUGCAGAAAGACAAAAUAGUCAGUCAUCUGAUAAAUCCACCAAGGACACUGGUAGCACAUCUCAGAGCGGUACUGGAAGCUCACCUGCAGCUAAUAUACACCCCCAAGCAGCUUUCACAUACAAGGGGGUUUGGAUACCACUCAUUCCUGUAGCAUCAUUAGGCACAUCAAAGGCUUUAAUAAUGGACAUGUUAGAGAAAACGGAUUCCCCUCCGAUACCCGACGGGUACGCCAUGUCUGUAUCCUUUGCGUGUCUCCUGGACGUGACCAAGAGCGUCUCUUCGGUCGUCACCCUGGAGCUUGAGGCAGAGGAGAAGCGAGUAGAUAGGGAAGAGAGGGAAAGAAAGCAGAAGGAACAAGGAUCAGUUCUAGACAAGGAUGAUGAUCAAGAGGAAGAGGAGGAGGAUGAUAGGCCUAGGAGUGUAGAUAGUGUAUUAGCUACAGUCAAUAAAGAUCUGAAAGAUCUUUGGGUUGAGAUGGUCAAUUCUUCAUGGUGUGGUGUAUUAGCUGCUCUGUCACUCCUCUUAGAAGCAUGUACUGAUGAAGCAGCUACAGAAGCCAUAUUGAAGUGUCUUGAGCUGUACGCCAGUCUAUGUGGUAAGCUUGGUCUUACUGUGUCCAGGGAUGCCUUUGUGACAGCUCUGUGCAAGUCCUCUUUACCUCCUCACUAUGCCUUGGCUGUACUCAACAUUGCACUGCCAACCGGGAUCAGUACCCCUAAAGAUCACAAGAGGAGUUCAAGCAGUGCCAGUCGUGAUGGGUUCCUUCAGGCCACUGAAGGAGGUACUGCUGAUCCUACAGAUAGCAGAAACCAAGUGGUGGCCGUCGGGACCCCUCUGACCUCAGUUGUCGGUGGGCAGCAGGGUCCUGUCAUGCUGACAGCUAAGAACAUCCAAUGUAUGAGGGCCAUCCUAUCUCUAGCACACUGCCAUGGUGCUAUCUUAGGAGCAUCCUGGCACCUUAUUCUAUCCACCCUUCAACAUCUGGUAUGGAUAUUAGGUCUCAAACCUACACCAGGUGGAGGUCUCAAAGCGGAUGAAUCACAAACCGUUGUGAUGAAAUUUGGAGGAGGUACGGAUUCACACACGACAGUCAUCACCACAGCAGCCAUGACAGAGCUUCCUGUACUAUCAUCUAUGCUUUCUCAGCUCUUUGAAAGCUCCAAGUACCUUGAUGAUGUGGCCUUACACCAUCUUAUCAGUGCUCUGUGUAAGCUGUCAUCAGAAGCAAUGGAACUAGCCUACUCAAAUAGGCAAGAGCCAUCACUUUUUGCAGUAGCCAAGCUCCUGGAGACAGGAUUAGUAAAUUUACCUCGCAUGGAGGUCCUCUGGCGCCCUCUUACAGCACAUUUGUCCGAGAUCUGCCAGCAUCCAAAUGCAAAAAUGAGGGAGUGGGGAGCUGAAGCAGUCACAUCCCUCAUCAAGGCAGCUCUGGCAUUCAAACACAGCCCUCCACUUCAUGAAAAUCUGAGGUUGCAGACACUACUCCUUAGUCCUCUCCAAGAACUGUCAUUAAUCCCUCAUGCAGACAUCAGACAGAAACAGUUAGAUUGUGUUCAUCAGAUCCUAUCUAACAAUGGAGAGACACUCGUCCAUGGAUGGCCUCUUGUCUUAGGGGUGAUUGGUGCUGUUACUACUGACCAAGGAGAGUCAUUAAUUCGAUCAGCAUUCCAGAGUAUUCAGUUGGUUGUAACGGAUUUCCUUCCCAUCAUGCCUUGCUACUGUUUGCAAAUCUGUGUUGAGGUAGCAGCCAAGUUUGGAUUGCAGAAAGAAGAGCUUAAUAUCAGUCUCACAGCAAUAGGUUUACUCUGGAACAUCUCAGACUACCUGUACCAGAACAGAGAGAAGAUCAGAACGGUGCUUAGUAAAGAAACCAUAGGUGGACCUAAAACCACAAGCAAUGGGGAGCAACCCAUUCCUCCAUUUGAUGCUCUUUGGUUAACCCUUUAUUCAAGGUUAGCUGACCUAUGUGUAGACUCCAGACCAGCGGUUAGGAAGAGCGGUGGUCAAACUCUCUUUUCUACCAUCAGUGCUCAUGGAGCUCUCCUCAAACAUACAACUUGGCAGAUUGUACUAUGGCAUGUUUUGUUCCCAUUGCUUGACAAAGUAAAGAAGUGUUCGAGCGUAGCUGCUACUGAGCAGUCAGAGCCCAGUGGGAACAUUCUCAUACAUCACUCGAGGGAUACAGCAGAAAAGCAAUGGGCAGAGACCAAGGUUCUUACUCUAGCUGGAGUGGCUAGGGUCUUCAAUACAUGGAGAUAUGCACUUUUACCACUAGGGGAUUUCCCCAGAGCAUGGGCACUGCUGUUAGAGCACAUAGAAGCUUCUGCACUGAGCCCAAGCAAAGAAGUCUCUCUGAAUGCCCUCAAGAGCUUCCUAGAAGUCAUCCAGAUGAAGACGCCUAAGCAGAUAGUUACAGUCAUCCCAGACCCUCAACUGACCCCACAGAAAUCAGGAGGAAAUGGUAGCCUUGAGACAUCAUCACUUGCAACAGAUCUUCCUAUUCCAGGUAGUGAGACCAUCAUUCGUAUGCAGCCUGCGGGCUCAGUAUCAAACUCUGAUGCAUUUGAAAUGGACAAUGAAAGGACUAGUGAUGAAUCCAAUGGAAGCAUGGAAACUGCCGAAGGGACAUUCCCAGGGUUUGAAGAUGCUGCCUUGUGGUCCAAUGCAUGGAGGGUUUGGAUCAGUAUUGGUAGCAACAGCACCAAACCACCAGAAUCCAAAGCGGAUGCUGUGCUUCCUACACAAGCUUUCCUGACAGCCCUUGUCCAGAUAUUCCCCUACCUCUUUGAUCAUGUCAAGGACAAGUUUGUGGCAUCGGACUUGCAGAAGUUGUGCUUGGUUCUGCAGAGUGCCGUAUCAGUUCCAGUGCAGGCAGACAUGUCAGUUUUCUUGAUACCAUCAGCCACAGAAACUGAGAUCACUACACUGCAGUCUGCUGUCUUACAUGUAUUUGAAGUACUCAAAAAGGCUGUUGCAGAAGGCAGUGAGAUAAUGCAGUCUAUGUAUCCAGCCAUCUUUGAUCAACUCUUAACGUUCAUCACAUACUCCUGCCAGCCUCCAUCAUUCGGUCACAUUGAGACCAAGGCUAUCACUAAAACUGCUCCUAAACAGCUCUAUCAGGGAAUAUUUGAUUCUAAGGAGAAAUGGGAGAGUUAUAGAUCUGCCACACAGUCUGACUGGGUUGCCAUGAACUAUGUGCCGUUUGCUGAGAAGGCCUUACAAUUAACCUCUGACCUGUAUAGGUCAACGGCCGAGCAUCCAUCCGUCAUGAAGCAGCAUGUCCUGCAGAAUAUACUCAGGGUUUUCCAACUGCCAUUGGGUUUGAAGUAUGCUUGCCCAGCCCCGUCAACAUGGAAACUUGCAGUACAGUGCCUACUUGAUAUUCUACAUGUGGGACUUCCAGUAGCCAGGAAACAAGAAUUCACUGCAACAUUUGAAGACAUGUGGAUGGAUUUAGCUGCUUCCCUUGAAUUAUUCCUCUUUUCAGAACACCCUACACCUUCCACUCUUUCUGUUGAGGAGCAGCAGAAAGAUGAAGGCAUGGAUGUCAAGGUCGUGCUCCUGAUACGUGAGGAGAUUCUACCAUUUUCAUCUAGUGUUCCUGAGCAGUUUACAGCUCGUAUCAUGACUCUUCUCAACAGAGGGUCUAUCCAUUCAGCAAGUACAGCUAGCUUCUUAGAUGUUGAUAAUCGUCAGCUACGAGAGGAGUUUGCCAAGGCCUGCUUUGAGACCCUCCUCCAGUUCUCGUUCAUCUCCCAGACGAGACCUCUCCAUGAUGCAACAGACGAGGGAGCCCUUACCAAGAUGGCGCUGGCUUCCUUGCUCCAGAGAUGCCAGGAGGUGCUGAAAAAAUAUGUUGAAGAUGAGAGGUUGAGUGGCAAAUGUCCUUUACCAAGGUCAAGAAUGACUGAGAUGUCAUUUGUUUUGCAAGCUAUAACAACCCUGAUGCAAUCACUGAAGAGGGCUUCCCCAGAAAAUGUUGACCAGAAUACAUGGAGCCAGGUCAUCGGUCUGUACCCAUUCCUAGUGGACUGCACCACGUGUACGUCAUCCCAAGUCUGUAAGGCACUCAAAGAAGCCCUGUAUCAGUUCCAAGACCUCCUUGUAGCUCCUCAUCCUCCUUCCAGAAUGGUGAAUGGAAAGUGAUGAUAGGUCACAACCCAUGCUGUUUCACACUUACACCAACGCCACCAUGGUGUAAUGCAUAAACUCACUGAUGAAUAGGCCAUAGUGUGCAUCCUCUGUGCAUGAUCUGUGAUAUUAGUUCACUCUUAAAACUUCGUCAAACACCACCCAGGUCAGUAAGACACCCGAAGAAGACAUCAUUUCCAAGAACUCUUCCUAUCUACCAUUAUGGUGACUCAGAAUAGUGUUCUGUAGUAUAGCAUCUCAUGACCAAUGCCUCCAUGCAGAGUUUGCAACAUCAUUUCCAAAAUGAUAAUGCAACGAUUUUGUGGUAUCUACUCUCAAGUCUUCACAAGGUGUCUACUUCAGCCCUGGAACUAAUCCUCUACAUGAUCAUAUAUUAAAUCUGAAACCUUAACCACGGUAGCUGGUCGUCACAUCCUUUCUGGUGGACACUUUGAUAGUGAAAGUGAAAGAUGAAUAUCAACUAACACUGUAGUAGUAUUCUUGUCUGCUGGACUUAUCAUUCAAAUGAGAUCGGUGUACUGUCAGUUCCGGGACGUUUCUACAGCUUGUUUGAGUUUAUGGUGAAAAUUUGUCAUUGCCGAUUGGCACCAAUCAAUAAUUGUUAAGUCUUAUGACAUGACCUGAAAUGCAGAAGAUCUUGUUAGUUGCCUAUAAGCGUUAUCCAUCUCUGGUGAUCAGAGAUUGGUGUGAUUAAUGCUUGUCAUGAGGCACCAUAGAGUUCUGUAGAAUCAUGUUCAUCCAUUUAGUAGCCAUUACAUACACUAUCAAUGUGAAAAAAAAUUGGUAAGUGCAGCCUGUGUUUACACAAAAUCCAAAGAUUCAUAAUUAUUUUCAUCUUAAAAGGGCAUCUUUGAUUAUGAUACUGGAAUCCAGGAAUCAUACCAUUUCCUUUUUUUGUUAAAGAACCUUAACGAAAAUUUUGAUUUAUGUCCAUUGUAUGCUCUCAAGACAUCAGAAGAUUCUACAAUCUUGUGUCAUGCCAAACCUUGAUAUAGAGUGACUACUAGAGUCGAGAAGCAAUUGAUUUCUUGAAAACAUGUUGAAAGUAAUAUAGCCAAAUAGUAAUGCAUUGGUUUUAAAGUCAAUCUGAAGUUUAGGGGUUAUUCAUUGUAAAGAGAGAAUGAGUUUUAGUGGAGUACUUUAUGAAGCUACUAGAUCUUAGACUUGCCUAUAAAUUGAGUGUAUACAGUAAUGUGUAUUAUUUAUAUCUUUGUACAAUGUGGGUGUAUGUCUGCGAGGCACAAAAUCAGUGAAUACCUUGUUCUUUGAUAGACUGCCCUAUUGCAAAACAGGGAACAAGGACUGUUUGAAUAACAAUAUGGUAAUCUAAGUUGACAUUUUAAGGCCCUGAAAUGAAUCAUGGGUUACUAUUCUAUUCAUCAUAUGCAUUUGCAAAGAAUAUUGCUAUUUAUUUGUACUUUGUAUUCAUUCUCAGACUGGCUAAUUAUUGACUCUGAAGUUUGAAUGCCUGUAAACAAAUAAAAGUUAAUGUUACAAAACAAUAGGAGUAACAAUUUGGGUUCAAUCCUAUUUUAUGUUUUGUAACUGAAUGUACAAAAUGAACUUUCAUUUAAUCUGUAUUAAUUAAAUUUAGUCCCAGUAUCACAAUUUCAAAUAAAAUAACAGAUGUGGUCUUCACAAUGGAGUAUCAUGUGAUAUUCAAUGUAUAGAUUAAACAAGUACUACAGAGGAGGCUUUAUCUCCUAUAUUCAACAGUAUGCUGCAUGUGAAUGCUUAGUAGUUUCCCUUAUUUUAUCAUGUGUUGUUCAUGCUUUGCCAGUGAGCUUUAUCAAAAAGCGCUUUGAUAUUCGUUAACGCAUUUCAGUCCUAAUUAUGAUAAUGGUUGGUCCUGAAAAUUAACAACAUUAACAUUGUUUUAAUAGGCGACUAUGGUACCUCUUUGAAUCAAGAAAUUUGUAUUGAUUUCAUUUGAAUUAUUCAUUUAUUUCAUCAUGAAUAGCAAUGUGGUAUAUAAAGAAACAUCAAUACAAUUUUAAAGAAAAUUAAGAACCGCCAACAAAUUAUGAUGCGUAUUAUGGUCAAGGCCUCUGACAAGUAAGGCUGCUUUAAGUGCUGCCCUACAUACAAACAUUAAAAGA